AUGUUGAGCGUUGUGUUUCGUAAGUUGCCACGAUCGUUUUCCUCCAUAUCAACCAGAACACUCACUUCAUCGGUAAAACCGGCCUCCACCCCCGGAACCAGUACCGACGAAAUCAGUACCGAUUUGGAUGUGACUCGCCUGAACCGUCCAUCCAAGGUUCCUCAGAAACCUUACAUCUCUGAGAUCGAUAAACGCCAGCGGGCGAACCAGCCGUCCCGAAUUACCGUGGACGAACAGACGGUACAGCUGCUGGAACGGCUGUCGCUGGUCGAUUUGGACAGCAAGGAGGCGCAUCGAACACUGGAGGAUUCAAUAGAGUUCGCGUCGCGUAUUUUGACGAUUGAUACGGAGGGAGUGGAGCCAUUGUACACUGUCUUGGAGGAUCAAAAGCUUGCCUUGCGGGAGGACGUCGUUACGGACGGGAACAUCCAGGAAGAUGUAUUGAAAAACGCACGGCUUACCGAGGAAGAAUACUUUGUGGCUCCACCCGGAAAUAUUCCCUUGGAGCAGGAUUCCAGUGGGAAACAUAAGGUGUAA
Molecule: messenger RNA, 537 nt
Organism: Armigeres subalbatus
Lineage: Eukaryota; Metazoa; Arthropoda; Insecta; Diptera; Culicidae
Product: glutamyl-tRNA(Gln) amidotransferase subunit C, mitochondrial-like
Exons: 1
Coding region: 1-537 (178 amino acids)
Biological process (GO): regulation of translational fidelity; mitochondrial translation; glutaminyl-tRNAGln biosynthesis via transamidation
Cellular component (GO): mitochondrion; glutamyl-tRNA(Gln) amidotransferase complex
Molecular function (GO): glutaminyl-tRNA synthase (glutamine-hydrolyzing) activity
Source: RefSeq, a predicted model, not a curated record